AUGGAGGAGAAGAAGAAAGUUUCAUUGAGCGAAAAUGCUUCCGUUAAUGUGACAGGUCCAAAAGAUUGGGAAUGUCUGUCUCUUUGUUUGUCUACAAACACAGCUUGUUCAAUAUCAUAUGACCCGUCAAAAGAACGUUGUUUGGUUUAUACUGAAUGCCAAGGCUCGUGUCCAACCUAUGGACAUGAACAUGGUUCUUGGAGCGUCUACACGAAAAGUUGCGGAAACACAGGAACAACUCAGCCAAACACACCUGAACCUACAACAACGGUACAACCAUCGACCACACCGUCACAAACUACAACGUCGCCAACCACAACGUUACAAUCUACAACAUCGCCAAGUACGACGUCACAAACUACAACAUCGCCAACCACAACGUCACAAACUACAACAUCGCCAACCACAACGUCACAAACUACAACAUCGCCAACCACAACGUCACAAACUACAACAUCGCCAAGUACGACGUCACAAACUACAACAUCGCCAACCACAACGUCACAAACUUCAACAUCGCCAACCACAACGUCACAAACUACAACAUUGCCAACCACAACGUCACAAACUACAACAUCGCCAAGUACGAUGUCACAAACUACAACAUCGCCAAGUACGACGUCACAAAGUACAUCAUCGUAUAUUAAAAUCGAGAAACUUUACAUAGCACCCUGUAUCUGCUACACAAACAAAACGUUUGCUAAUAUGACACAGGAAGAGGGAGCAGCCCAGGUGACGGGCAAGAGACAUGGUCGUCCCGCUCCCGCUAAAACUCAAUUAUUAUUGUUAAAAGCUAGACUGAAGUACAUUUAUAAUUAA
Molecule: messenger RNA, 819 nt
Organism: Mercenaria mercenaria
Lineage: Eukaryota; Metazoa; Mollusca; Bivalvia; Venerida; Veneridae
Product: salivary glue protein Sgs-3-like
Exons: 3
Coding region: 1-819 (272 amino acids)
Source: RefSeq, a predicted model, not a curated record